Messenger RNA from Xenia sp. Carnegie-2017, 3627 nucleotides. RefSeq names its product multiple epidermal growth factor-like domains protein 6. The record is from RefSeq and is a predicted model, not a curated record. Gene Ontology annotation, molecular function: protein binding; scavenger receptor activity; calcium ion binding. Lineage: Eukaryota; Metazoa; Cnidaria; Anthozoa; Malacalcyonacea; Xeniidae. Bases 445 to 3318 code for a protein of 957 amino acids. The transcript has 27 exons.
CGACCUGUCUUGGAACGGAAACUGACGCCAUGUUUGCGCAGUCAUCUGUCGGAUAACGAUAAGCAUAUUACAGUAAAUUACAUUAGGAGGCGUUUUGGCUUUGUCUCGAACGAUCAAAAAGAUAAACUUGGAAUUUACAACGUCACAUCGUUGCCAAAAUAUCUGAAGCAUCUCCGAACAUCUUAUAUAUUAUUACAUGUGACUUAUCUGACGACCUACAUGACAUUUUUCAUUAUUCAAUGGCACACCCGUCAUUUUGUUAACGAGGCAUCGUGGACGAUUGUGUACGGUAUAUUUAGCAUUCUACAGCAUUCAACGUAUUGACAGAGUGUGGUUGUUUCUAACUGAAAGAAGCUUUGACGGACUUUUUAAUCGUUGGAAGUACCCCGUACGCCUGACAUCUUAUACGGAAAAUACAACACAAGAAGAAUUACUUCUACAAAAAUGAAGUCGACAUUUUUUGUCUCUCUUAUUUUGAUGACAGUGAUGAACCACGUGUCUACUCAGAGUUGGAGUUACCCAUUAUCACCAAACAUGCCGAAUGUUUGCUCUUCCCAAACACGAGCUGUAAAUUAUCAAACGGUUCCUGAAAGAAAGUUAAUUACAAGAAAUGUUCGUGUCUUACAGCCAGGAUGUAUUAAACCAAAGGAACUUUGUUAUACAACACAAUUACGCACAUUCUACUAUACGACCUAUCGAAGGCAACCGGUUCAAGAUCGUACACGUUAUCAAUGUUGUCCCGGUUGGUCUCAAUACCCUGGGCGAUCAGGCUGCUCGUUGAGUUCGUGUACAUUGCGUCCAUGUUUUCACGGUGGUCGAUGUACAGGAAGUGUAACUGGAUGUGUUUGUCCCCGAGGAUUUCAAGGAGCACAAUGUCAAUACGACGUUGACGAAUGCAAGAAAAAAAAUGGUGGAUGUGAGCACAAUUGUUGCAACACUGCGGGUGGUUAUUACUGCACGUGCAAUGCUGGUUACGCCUUGAAAAUUGAUAAGAAAACUUGUGCUGAUAUAGACGAAUGCAGUGAGUCUAAGAGUGGAUGUAGUCAUAUUUGUGUGAACCUGCCAGGCUCUUUUGAAUGCCGCUGUCCAGCAGGCCUGACUCUUGGCACUAAUAAAAGGACUUGUUCAGGUUCGUCGAAUUCUAGGGAAUCAGCAGAUAGAGGCAUCACUCUAUAUAGAAGGACAAACCUUGAUUACAGAAGUGAGCGUCGUCAACCAAGUGAUUUGCACUCUUGGUUAACAAACAGUUGUAACAAGAAAAAUGGUGGCUGUAAAGGAAUUUGUCGUGAAACGUACUACGGAGUUAAGUGCUCAUGUGAAACUGGGUUUACAUUGGCAAACGAUUAUGUCUCUUGCACAGAUGUUAACGAGUGUAAAGGAGACAACGGGGGAUGCCAUCAGUUGUGUUUUAACAGUGAAGGCUCAUUUACAUGUGGUUGUCAAUCGGGUUACACUUUAGCUGACGAUAAGAAAACUUGCAAAAAACAUUAUCCAUGCAGUUCCCAAAAUGGAGGAUGCGACCAUACCUGCGUCAUUGUGAAUGAUUACACCGAGAAAUGCAUAUGUAACAGAGGAUACAAACUUUUGUCUGAUGGAAAGUCUUGCGCUGAUGUAAACGAGUGUAGUAAUGGUAAUGGAGGCUGUCAGCAUUAUUGUCGAAACACUGCAGGCUCAUUUUCAUGUUUAUGCAAAGAUGGCUUUCAGAGAAACUUUGCAGACUCUCGUGUUUGCGUUGAUGCUGAUGAAUGUACAAACGGCGUGGCGAGAUGUUCUCAAAAAUGUGUCAACUUGGAGGGAUCAUAUCGAUGCGAAUGCGAAGAGGGUUUUGAGAAAGAAAGUGAUGGAUUAAAUUGUAGAGCGAUUCCUACGACCACGGUUGUGACAGAAAUACCUGGAAGCGGUGAAGUAAAAAUCGAGAGGGAAGAAUUAGAACAAAAACACAACAUCAAUGAUUCAGUCAAUUUUCCAGUUUCACGCUGUCCACCAGGAAGAUUUGGAAGUCAAUGCACGCUGACAUGCGCAGACUGUAUGAAUGGAGCGCUAUGUGACCUUGAAAACGAAACUUGCGUGUGUGCUGCUGGGUAUUUUGGCGAACUCUGCGCAGAUCAAUGCCCGCAUGGAUAUUUUGGAGAGAACUGUCUUGAGGAAUGUAUAUGUUCAAAUAAUACCAUGUGUGAUCACGUCAAUGGAAAAUGCUUUUACAACUGCCCUGAUGGAUUUACUGGUGAAAACUGCACUGACUACUGCUCUCCUGGUACCUACGGCUUGGGAUGCGCCGAAAUUUGUCAAUGCAACAAGAACAAAAUAUGUCGAUCGACAGAUGGAAAAUGCUUGUGUCCUCGUGGGACUACUGGAUCGAAUUGUGAAGAAGUUUGCCCACUUGGUACGUACGGGGAUGAAUGUGAAAAGACUUGUAAAUGUGUGGACAAUAUUGAUUGUAAUCCAAUCGAUGGCGAAUGUCUUUGUCCUGCCGGGAGAAUUGGUACUAAAUGUGAAAAAGUUUGUCCUUCUGGUACGUUUGGUAUCGGUUGUCAAGAGUUGUGUGAAUGUAUUGGUGGGGAAUUAUGUGAUUCUGCAACGGGAAAAUGUAAUUGCACAGAGGGAAAAAAAGGAUUUCACUGCGAAAAAGAUUGUGAAGCAGGAGAGUACGGCCAAGGAUGUCUGGGAACAUGCAGCUGUUCACCAGAGCAACGCUGCAAUCCAGUCACUGGGGAUUGCUUGUGUCCACCAGGACGUUUUGGUACACAUUGUGAAAAUGAAUGUCCACCAGGUCUCUUCGGAUUGAACUGUCUCGAAUUUUGUAAAUGUCAAGGAAGCUGUGAUCCUGUAACCGGACGAUGUUCGUGUCCCGCUGGUAAAACUGGAGAAAACUGUGAAUUGGAGUGUCCUUCAGGAACAUUUGGGGAGUAUUGUGUGCGCAAUUGUUCCUGCAACCCAGACAUACCUUGUGAUCCUGUCAGUGGAGAGUGUAUUUGCCCUCCUGGAUGGAAGGGUCCCAGCUGUAACGAAAAAUGUGAUGAAGGAACAUAUGGACAGGGAUGUCAGUUCAAAUGUCCAGUAUGCACGGGAAAACAUGAAAAGUGUCACCACAUUCGCGGUGAAUGCAUUAGAGUUUGUCAACGUGGUUAUUACGGUGAGAAUUGUGACAAAAAUGUCCAUGUGAAUCACAUUCAAAAUGUGAUCCUUAUAACGGAACAUGUUGGUGUGCCCUGGGAUAUACUGGACAUCGGUGUAGCGCAGAAUGUCCACAAGGCACAUUCGGUCAUGAAUGCAGGUAUAAUUGCACCUGUGAAAAUGGUGCCAGUUGUGAUCACGUGAGCGGUAGGUGCUCAUGUGAGGCUGGUUGGAUUGGCUCGAAUUGUGAAGAAACGUGCCCUGAAGGCUGGUACGGUAAAUUAUGCCUAUCACGUUGUCUUUGUAAGAACAAUGCAACAUGUGACCGCUCCAAAGGCACCUGUACUUGUGGACCUGGCUUUCAUGGUGAUAUUUGCGACCAAGAAUGCCCGUUUGGCACACAUGGCUUGCAGUGUAAAAAUGAAUGCAGUUGUGAGAAUGGUGGUCUAUGUGAUACAGUUACUGGUCAAUGCAAUUGUGGGCUUGGUUGGACGGGAAAAUUUUGCGAGCAAG